Molecule: messenger RNA, 624 nt
Organism: Vicia faba (fava bean)
Lineage: Eukaryota; Viridiplantae; Streptophyta; Magnoliopsida; Fabales; Fabaceae
Source: the annotation of a GenBank genome assembly
AUGUUUACUAGUAACAGCUCUUCCAAUUCAAACCCCAUUUCCGAUGAGGUUAUUAGGUUAGCCACGAGUUACCCGAAGAAGCCUGCAGGGAGGAAGAAAUUCAAGGAGACUCGCCACCCGGUGUAUAGGGGUGUGAGAAAGAGGAACCUAGAUAAAUGGGUGUGCGAAAUGAGAGAGCCGUACAAGAAGACUAGGAUUUGGCUAGGGACUUUUCCAACCCCCGAGAUGGCUGCCCGUGCUCACGAUGUUGCUGCAUUGGCGCUUAGGGGCCGCUACGCCUGUCUCAAUUUCGCCGAUUCUGUAUGGAGGCUACCGAUUCCUGCAACCACUGACACAAAAGAUAUACAAAAGGCGGCUACUCAAGCAGCCGAGGCUUUCAGACCAGACAAGAUUAUAAUGACUAAAAAUGUUGACAAAGUUGUAGCCGUCGUGGCCACGGAAGAGCUGAGUAUGUUUUGCGUGGAAGUGGAAGAAGAGGAAGAAGAAGCAUUGAAUCUGCCAGAUAUGUGGAGGAAUAUGGCUCUAAUGUCCCCUACACAUAGUUUUGGGGAUCAUGAGUAUGAACAUAUUAAUGUACAAGACUUUCAAGAUCAAGAUGAAGAGGUAUCACUAUGGAACUACUAA